AAACCCUAACCUAAACCCCUCAUUUACUGCCUCCUUCCGUUUUCACUCAAAACCCUCUCUUCCUCCUGCUCAAAACCCCACUGCAAACUUUUCCUCCUCACUCCGUUUCCCACCGACUGAAUCUUUUUUGCUCCUAAUUGUUGUUAGGGUUUACUUAUACACUAUCUAUUUCAUCUUCCUUUAAUCUAUAUUUGUUCGCAAUUUUGUUUUCUGUUUGUUUGAUUUUUUGCAGGUAAAAGAUGUCGAUUGACGGUAGUUUUAGUCUCGAAUCGGCUCUCAGGAGGUUUCUUUAUCGUUGCCCUAAGCUUACAUCACACCCUGGAUUACAAUCUCUCAUACAAAGGGGGGAUAGGGUGUCGGAGAAGGAUGUAGUGAGUGAGAUAGCGGAGUUGUUUAUUGACCCGAAUUAUACUAUUCCAGUAAUGGGUUGUUUUAGGCCAAUUGCUUUGAAAGUUGUUGCCAAAGCUGUGGAGUUAUUGCGGCCAUUUGGUCCGAAAUUGGUGAGGGAUUCUGAUUCUGAUGUUAUGAUGAUGGAUGUUGAAGGUGUAGAGAGAGUAUUGUCUAUUGAGGAUUAUGUUAGGAAGGGGAAUGGUUUGGAGCUUCACGAACUUGCUUGCUUGGCGUUCUGUCGUGCGCUUGAUUUAGCACCUUUUUUACUCGGGACUGUUUUAACUUAUUUCAAAUUUGCUCCACCUCCCUUUCAACGGAUUUUGACAGUAGAUUUGGGCGCACGACUAACAGAACAGGAUGGAACUCAUUUGCUGGAUGCCAUUCGUGCAUCAUUACGUUUCCUUAAUGUAGAACCUCGGAUCUUUUCUGAAAGUUGGGAUUGGUCUUCUUUAUUAGACCUUGUACAGCAAUCCAUAAUCGUUGAAUCAAGCAAUACCAAUAUUGUUGUUGAUAUAAGAUGGUGUACAGCACAGAUAUUAUCUAUUAUUUUGAAAUUGAACGAUAGAGCAACCGAAAAGUUUGGUCUGGUUGCAGAAGACGCUCUUGGAUGCUUAUUACGUUGGGAAGAGUUUUGUCGUGAUGUAUCACUAGAAAAGCUUGGAUGGUUCCUUCUCGAACCUGAAGAGGUCUGUGAUAUUGAAGGGAGCAAUAAUUUCAAUCUGGAGCGUUGUUUGCAGUCUUUUGUGCAUAGGGCUCUGACGAAGUGCUCGUCAAGCUCUGGUCAAGUGGAGGCUUCACCUAGAAAGAACAGAAGGGUUGUGAAAUCGGUAGAUAGCCACUUUCAUUUGACCUCUACUCUUAGGAAGAGCUAUGAGAUGGUCCUCCUAGCAGUUAGUCGGAGGUGGCCCAUACUUCUGUAUGGUCCUGUUAGUGCUGGAAAGACAGCAUUGAUCAAUGAGUUGGCUGAACAGAGUGGAAAUCAAGUUCUUUCAAUUCACAUGGAUGAACAAAUGGAUGGCAAAACUCUGAUCGGGAGUUAUAUAUGUACGGAGCAGCCUGGUGAAUUCCGAUGGCAGCCGGGUUCUCUUACUCAGGCUCUUCUGAAUGGACUCUGGGUAGUGUUCGAGGACUUCGAUAAAGCACCAUCAGAUGUACAAAGUGUUCUUUUACCUCUACUGGAAGGUGCAAGUACAUUCGUAACUGGUCGUGGGGAGGCAAUCAGUGUGGCACCUAGCUUUCGGUUGUUUGCUACAAUAUCAGUUUCAAAGGAUGAUAUUUCUCACAGUUCAGGAAGGAUAUCGUCUGGCGGUCUUUGGCGAAGAGUAUUAAUUGGACCACCUAAUAAUAAAGAUCUAUUAGAUAUAGUAAAAAAACGGUAUCUCCAAUUAGAUGAUACUGUUGCAGAAAGGAUUAUAGAAACUUUCAAAGCUGUAAAUGUUGUUGCUUCACAGCAAAUCGGAGGAUUUCAAUCUAUCAACAGGUUUUCCUUAAGGGAUCUAUUGAAAUGGUGCGAAAGAAUUACAGGGUUAGGAUUCAGCUUUGUGGGGGGAAUUAGUUUGACAGUUCAUGAAUGCAAAAGUAUCUAUCAAGAGGCAGUAGAUAUUUUUGCAGCUUCCUCAGCUUUUUGUGAAAACCGCAUAGCAAUAAAGAAGGAAAUUGCAGAGAUUUGGGGGGUAUCAGUGGCUGAGGCUGAAACUUUAUAUCCUCCUAAUAAGAUUAUCAUUCAGGAUAACCGAUCGGAGUUACGAGUUGGAAGAGUUAUCCUCAAACUUACUCAGCCUGUGGUACGAAAAUUGAAACCGUUCGUUGGUCUACGUACUUCGUUGCAUGUCCUUGAGAAGAUAGCUUGCUCUGUCAAGUACAAUGAGCCUGUUCUGCUAGUUGGUGAAACUGGUACUGGGAAAACUACGCUUGUACAGAGUCUAGCUGUGAGGCUGGGUCAGCCGCUUACUGUCUUGAAUCUAAGCCAGCAAAGUGAUGUUGCCGAUUUAUUAGGUGGGCUUAAGCCUAUAGAUCCCCAGUUCAUUUGCAUCCCUCUCUAUAAUGAAUUCAUCGAGCUGUUCUCAAAAACAACAUCUUUGAAGGUAAAUAAAAUUUUUAUCGAUCGUUUGCGAAGCCUUCGAGAUGCAAAGAAUUGGAGAAAGCUGCUACAGGUUAUACAAUCAAGGCUUCAGAAAGCUCCUCCUGUAGAUUGUGAAGACGGAUCAUCUGGAAAACGGAAAAAAGGGUUACCUGAUGAUGUAGUUCAGGCCUGGGGAAGUUUUCUUGUUAAACUUGACAGUGCUCGUAAGCAGAUUGAUUCUUCGUCUGGCAUGGCUUUUUCGUUUGUUGAAGGGGCUUUUAUUACUGCACUUAGAAAAGGCCAUUGGAUUUUACUUGAUGAAAUUAAUUUAGCUCCUCCAGAGACAUUGCAAAGAGUUCUUGGUGUUCUAGAGGGAGAAAGUGGCUCACUUUGUUUAGCUGAAAGAGGUGAUAUUGAUUAUAUAGAGCGUCAUUCGAACUUCCGCAUAUUUGCUUGUAUGAAUCCUGCUACUGAUGCUGGGAAACGUGAUUUACCAUACAUGUUAAGGAGUAGAUUUUCAGAAUAUUUUGUUGAUGAAGUGUUAAAUGAUGAUGAUUUGACACUCUUUAUCAAUCAAUACUUGGAUGAGAGCCACAAACAGUUGGUGAGCAAAAUAGUUAGUUUCUAUAAGUCAGCCAAGGAAAAAUCUGUAGAAAUGCUGCAAGAUGGUGCCAAUCAGAAACCCCAGUUCAGUUUGAGGUCUCUCUACCGUGCAUUGGAAUUUACGAGGGAGGCAGGAAAGAAGUUUGGCUUUCUACGAGCUCUUUAUGAUGGAUUUUGCAUGUUUUUUCUUACCUUACUGGAUGGACCUAGUGCAGAACUCAUGAAAAAAAUGAUUGUUUCAUGUUUGCUAGGAAAUGAUACUAAGCUUCCAGAUCUUCCCUUUCGUCAGUACUUGGCGAGUGGAUCAGAGUCUGCUGGGCCGCAUUCCACGUUUGCUGAGAAUUAUGUUCUUACGGCAAGUGUUGAAGAACAUCUAAAGAACCUUGCACGUGCUGUUUUCAUUAAGAAAUAUCCAGUCCUUUUACAGGGACCUACUUCUAGUGGUAAAACAAGCCUUGUGCAUUAUCUUGCUUCAAUUACUGGCCAUAAGUUUGUUCGCAUUAAUAACCAUGAGCAUACUGAUCUACAAGAAUAUCUGGGUUCGUACGUUACUGAUGCUCAUGGAAAGCUUGUGUUUCAAGAAGGUGUUCUGGUUCAGGCUGUUCGUAACGGAUCUUGGAUAGUUUUGGAUGAACUUAACCUGGCCCCUUCGGAUGUGCUAGAAGCAUUGAAUCGAUUAUUAGAUGACAACCGAGAACUUUUUGUUCCAGAAUUGCAGGAAGCUAUUCGGCCGCAUGAAGAUUUUAUGCUGUUUGCCACUCAGAACCCACCGACAGUCUAUGGCGGGCGUAAAAUGCUAUCAAGGGCUUUCCGAAAUCGGUUUGUGGAGAUCCACGUUGACGAAAUUCCAGAUGGCGAGCUGAGUGAAAUAUUACAUCAUAGAUGUAAAAUCCCGAAAAGUCGUGCCGAUAAAAUGGUUGAAGUUAUGAAGGAGUUGCAAUUGCAUAGGCAGAACAGAAAGAUUUUUGCUGGAAAACAUGGUUUUAUAACACCGAGAGACCUGUUCCGUUGGGCUGACCGCUUCAGACAAUCGAAGAGUGAUUCUCUCGAAGAUUUAGCGAAGGAUGGGUAUUUAGUCCUUGCUGAACGGUUGAGAGAUGAAAGCGAGAAAAAUAUUGUUCUAGAAGUUCUGCAGAAACAGCUUCGCGUGAAACUUGACAUGGACAACCUGUAUGGGCAGGAAAUGGCUAAAGAAUCAGAGCAUAUCAACAGUAUUUCGUGGACCCAAAGUAUGAGGCGUCUGUAUUUUCUUGUUAAGCGUUGCUAUGAGAUGCGUGAGCCGGUCCUCCUAGUUGGUGAGACUGGUGGUGGAAAGACUAGAGUUUGCCAGUUAUUGAGCGAGAUUUUGAAGUCCAAGUUGCACAUUUUAAACUGCCAUCAGCAUACAGAGACAUCAGACUUCCUUGGUGGUUUCUACCCUUUGCGUGAUAGAUCCAAGUUGAUGAAUGACUUCCGAAAAUUGGUGGAGCAACUAAUGAUCUCAAAUGUCAUCCUUCAUUUUCCUGGCUCCGUAUCAUUAACUUGUGACAUUGCUGAAGCUCCUUCGACGUUUGAUCAGCUCAACUUGAUUAUAAGUAGUUACAGAAAAAGGCAGGUGUCGCAUCCGGAUGUCACGGAGGAUGAUCUUCUAAAAUUUGAGCAAACUAUAAUGGGUGACAUGGGUCUUAUUGAUAUGCAUCAGAAAUGGCAGACUAUAUUUUCAUGGCAAGAUGGGCCACUUAUAGAAGCUAUGGAGGGUGGCCACCUAUUUCUCAUUGACGAAAUUUCGUUGGCUGAUGACAGUGUCCUUGAAAGAUUGAACAGUGUUUUGGAGCCGGAAAGGAAAUUGUUUUUGGCAGAGAAAGGGGGGCCAAAUUUGGAGAGCAGAACGGCGGAUGGGAACUUUUUCCUUCUUGCUACAAUGAAUCCAGGUGGUGAUUAUGGCAAGAAGGAGUUGUCUCCCGCUCUCCGGAAUCGAUUCACUGAGAUAUGGGUCCCUUCUGUUAGUAGCCCAGGUGAACUACAGCUUAUAGCUGUACAGAAACUUCAUGAUCAAGCAAUAUUUCUUAAAGAUCCACUGGUAAAAUUUUGGGGAUGGUUCAACCAGUUGCAAAUGGGGAGAUCACUUACUAUAAGAGACCUUUUAUCUUGGGUUGAUUUUAUCAACGUAUCUGAGGAGAGUCUUGGACCUAACUAUGCAUUCCUACAUGGGGCAUUCCUUGUUUUGCUUGAUGGUCUUAGUUUGGGAACUAGUAUGUCUAUGAACAAUGCAGCAGAGCUGAGGGAGAAAGCCCUCAUUUUUCUUGUUGAUUCUCUGAAGACUUUAAACAGGGGAGAUUUUCCAAUUCCAAAACUGGAAAACUUCGGGUGGGGUGAGUUUGGAGAUACUUCGGAUAGUAUUCCCAGUGACAGUCUGCAACCUGACCAUUCCUUCGGUAUCAACUCCUUUUACAAAAGUGAGGGGUUCCAGUUCCUAGCUCCAACAACUCGUAGGAAUGCAUCCCGUGUAUUGCGAGCAAUGAAGCUUUCGAAACCUGUCUUAUUGGAGGGCAGCCCAGGUGUUGGGAAAACAAGUUUAAUUGUUGCGCUUGGGAAGUAUUUAGGGCAUAAUGUUGUGCGAAUAAACCUCUCUGAACAGACAGAUAUGAUGGAUUUGUUGGGGUCAGAUUUUCCAAAUGAAGACGAGGGAUUUGCUUGGUCUGAUGGGAUCCUUCUUCAAGCUCUAAGAAAUGGGGAUUGGGUUUUGUUGGAUGAACUCAAUCUUGCUCCACAAUCUGUCUUAGAGGGAUUGAAUGCUGUACUUGACCACCGUGCCGAGGUUUUUAUCCCAGAGCUAGGGCUUACUGUCAAGUGUCCACCAUCUUUCAGACUCUUUGCUUGCCAAAAUCCUUCAUCACAGGGUGGAGGAAGAAAGGGGCUUCCAAAAUCCUUUCUUAACCGUUUCACAAAGGUUUAUGUGGAUGAGUUGGUGAAGGAGGACUAUCUUCACAUCUGUAAGAAACUACAUCCAGGGAUCAAAGAAUCAUUACUUUCGAAUUUGAUCGACUUCAAUAAGAGGGUAUAUGAAGACACCAUGCUAACUCAUAAGUAUGGUCAAGAUGGUUCUCCCUGGGAGUUUAACCUGCGCGAUGUCAUCCGGUCGUGCCAGAUUAUAGAAAAUGCACCUGAAAAAUCAAAAGCAGAUUGUUUUCUGAAUGCGGUCUAUGUCCAGAGAAUGCGUACAGCAGCUGAUCGUCGGGAAGUCAUAAAACUCCAUGAAGAGGUUUUUGAGAUGAAGGCAUUUAUUAAUCCCUACCCGCAAGUUCUUGUCAACCCACAAAACUUAAUUGUGGGGAACUCAGUUUUUGAGAGAAACCAUUUUCAGCCGUCUGCAGUUACAAAAGAUGAGCUUCAUAUAUUACCUGGUAUUCGUUCCAGCUUGGAAUCAGCCUUGAAUUUCAUUCAAUAUCAGUGGUUGUGUAUCUUGGUGGGUCCAUCAUCAUCUGGUAAAACUGCACUUGUUAGGCUACUAUCUCAGCUUACGGGAAAUGUUCUGAACGAAUUAAAUCUUUCAUCUGCAACUGACAGUUCUGAAUUGCUUGGGUGCUUUGAACAAUAUAAUGCUUUUCGGAACUUUCGAUCAGCUAUCGCUCAGGUUGAGAAGUACAUUGACGAGUAUUGCAGUGUGAGUUUGGAUUCUACAAUAGAGGCUCUUAUAAGUGACAGAAAGAGAUUGGUCUCGAGGUGGUCCUCUUUCUUAUUAAGCCUAAAUUUUACCCCGUUGUCAGCUUCUGUUGCUGCUUACAGCGAGUAUCAAAAGAAUGAUCUAUGCAACUCGCUGGGUACACUGGUGCAGAUAAUUGAAGAAUUGAAACUGGGUAUGGAGAAGUAUCAGCUUUCUGUAUCCUGGUCAUUCAUGGAUUUGGAUAUAUCUCUGAAAGCUAUUUUGGACUUGCAAGAAAAUAACAAGAAACAUGUAUUUUCGGCUAAGUUUGAAUGGGUCACGGGGUUACUAAUUAAGGCUAUCGAGUGUGGAGAAUGGGUCGUUUUGGAGAACGCAAAUCUUUGCAAUCCCACGGUUCUCGAUAGGAUCAACUCUCUCGUGGAGCCGAGCGGAACGAUAACUGUCAAUGAAUGCGGUCUUGUUGAUGGGAAACCAGUGGUGCUUCAUCCUCACUCCAAAUUCAGACUAUUCCUUACCGUUAACCCAAGGUACGGAGAAAUUUCAAGGGCAAUGAGAAACCGAGGGGUAGAAAUAUUCAUGAUGCCACCUUAUUGGAUAUAUGACGGGAUAAAAGGAUAUAACUUGAAAGAAAAUGAGAUGAGAGAUGUGCAGAGGUUUUUAGUUCUUUCUGGUAUUCCAAUAUCUAAGUUUGUUGAUGCAAUGGCUGAGGCACAUUUAUUUGCAAGAGAUGUCGGUUUAACACUUGGAGUGCAAAUUACACUUCUUGAGCUUAAACGCUGGGUUCAGUUAUUCCGGCACCUACUCAUGAAUGGAAAUAGAUCUUUGUGGAGCCUCCAUAUAAGUUGGGAGCAUACUUACAUGUCCUCCUUAAGUGAGUCUGAGGGGAAAGAUGCUGUUGAACAUGCGAAGGUUUCUUAUUUGUCUCCUUCUAAAUUAUCUGAAGUGGAUGCCUUUUUGGGGCGUUCUUUGCCCGGAGGGUGGCCAACCCCGUUCAAGUUGAGGGAUUUAGCAUCAUACUCACGAGAAGUUUCUACAAAGCAGAAUUGCAUGUAUUUGGAAUUUCUAGGGGCUCAAUGUGCUUCUUAUGGCCAAAGCAAAACCUUAACGAGUCAAGCUGGUGCUUCUGGAGAUAUCACCAAGCAAAAUCCGUCCUGUGUUCCUCUUCGUAUGUUACAACAUGUUUUAUUUCCUAUUGCUUCAGAUAAGUUGGCUGAUAGAUGCGAGAUUGGGAGAUAUGAUGCUGCACUUGCUAAUAAGAUGCUCUUUUUUGCCGCUAAUUGGAUGGUUGAACAGACAUCUGCAAGUGAUCUUAGCCUCUAUAAGUUUUUGCUGAGUUGGUAUGACUCCCAGUUCAAAUCCCACUGCAGCUUCUUCAGAUCUUUUCUGAGAAUACUUGACAAAGAAUUAAGUCAUCCUAUUUGGAAGUGUGUUCUUGAUUGUCAAAGAAUUAAGUCAUCUGGCAAAACUAAUGUUAUUGUGCAACCCCUCCCUUUGAAGUUGGCAGGUAGCUUGGGCUCAACUGAGCCAAAUGAAGGGCGACUCUUCAAGGCUAUACGUAGUAUACGCUUAUUAAGGAUUAGCUGGCUUCAAUGGGAUGCGGAGGAUGAAUAUGAAUUCAGUGAAGAGGAGGCGGAUUUCAUUCAUUGUCUACGGGUGUUGGAGAAGGAGGUCCUUGAUAAUCUCAUAGACUCUUUUCAUUUUGAUGAGCUAAGUUUGUUAUAUACAAAUCUUCUUGAGGAUCACAUAUCAUUUUGUCAUGGGAUCACUGCAUCCCGGUUGGAGUGCUUGGUUUUGUCGUUGCGUACAAUAAAGAAGGAUGUUUUAAAAUUGCAGCAAAUCUUCCCAACAAAAUCAGUGGGCACCUUGUUGGUGAAGUUUAGGGCUUUGGUUAAAGCAUCGCCAUGGAGUGUUAACUUCCCUAAGUCAAUGUUAUGGGUUCAUGGUGGUCAUCCUUUUUUGCCAUCCUCUGCUGAAAUAUAUUCAAAAGUCCGCCAGGUUUUGCAUUUGUGUGAAGUAAUUUGGCCAACAAAGACAAAAGCAUGGAAGCCGUUAAUUUCUGAUGAUGUUUAUAGUACUACAGUUGUAUCUGCAGAUAAAGAACUUCGAACCCUUGCAAUGCAAGGUGUUUGCAUGUCGUCGUAUUUUACUGCAAAAGAUGAUCAAGACGACGCCCACAUUGUUAAACAGUUGGAGGAGAUGCAUCAUAUGCUUAAUGGAAGGUUUGAAUUUGAGAAGCGCAAGAUGGAGUCUGCUUUAUUGCCUAAAGCCCAAACCUUCACUGGAAAUUCAGUUGACUGUUGUGUUUUCUGUCCUGAAUUAUUAUGUAGCGAGCCUUUUUACAAUAGUUGGAGGGAAACCCUUCCUCUCUGUGAUGCGACCAGUUAUUCUCUUGACAGAGAUCUUCUCCAGAAUUUGUCAAGAAUCAUCUUAGUUGAUGAAGAAGAACUAUAUCUGGCUUUGUCUGAUACUUCCAAGCAUCUCCAGCGUGCCUUAGACUACUCUCUGGAAUUCUCUUCAAGAUGUCCUACAGAUUUUGUUCCACAUAAAACAAUUCUGUGGACGUUGGAUGCCUGGGAGUCGGUGGAUUUGGUGAAAAGGAAAGUGGCUACUUAUAUCCUUGACAUGUGGUUUAAGUGGCACUCUUCUCUGUGGACAUACUGCAGUGAACCUGUCAAGAACUUCUCGAAGGACGACAUCUGCGACGUUCCUUUUCCGUAUAUGCUCUUCCUUCCCGCCAAAAUAGCAACACUCGAUCAAAUUCUACAAGGUGCCUUCACUAUCAAGGACUAUGCUGUUCACUGUUUGAAGCUCAGAGCUGGUUCAAGAUACCUUUGGCAAGAUUACUCAUCCAGAACAGAUGUAUCCGAGUUUCUUUUAUCUGCUGCUCACUCACUGUUCCAGCAGAUCAUAUUUGCACACAAGAAAUCUUUCGAUCCUGAAAUAUUUGGAAACAUCGAGUCAUUAUUCCGAUCCUUUCAGGCGGGUCAGGUUAAGGAAGGAGACUUACAAGUACUAAGCGAGCUAAUUUUAAAAUCAGGCCACAGUAGAUUGACGUCUUUGGUGGAUAAAUUUAUCCAACCAAUUCUGAUGGAGCUCUAUAGUCAGCGCUCAUCUCAUGGUUUCCUAUUAAAUCUUGGCCGUGCUUGGUUGCACCUUGGGGGUUUGCGUUUCCAUCUAUUACUCUCAUCUGGUGAUCUCGAUCCAGCCAUUAAAUAUUCUUUCAAACAUUCCCAGUUAGUGGAAAAGAUAUCCAUGCUUGAACUUGAAAUAAAGGUUCGGCAAGAAUGUGAACAUUUAGCAGGGAGCAGCUCAACGAGAGAUGAUGAGCAACAAAGUGCAGUAUCACUUGAAGCGCUUGAAGAUGAAGUGAGAUGCCUAAAAAGAAAGGUUGUAUUUCGUGAGGAUCCUGCUGAAUUUACCAAGUUGAAAUCAGAGUGUGCUGAUUUCUUAGAAUUGGUUAGAUCUGCUUUGCUGCAAAAGAAUCUUGAAGAAAUGGAUCCACAGCAAAUGAAUAAUCAAGCUUGCAACUGGCAGGAGACUGCAACCAGCUUUAUCAACCGGUUAUCGGAUGAAUAUGCUUCUUAUAUUGAUAUAAUUCAACCAAUUCAAGUAGCCGUAUUCGAAAUGAAGCUAGGUUUGUCGCUGGUUGUCUCAAGUGCUUUGCAGAAAUCAUUCUUAAAAAAGAUUGAGGAAGACAGCAUUUAUCAAGUUCUGCAAACUAUCCAAUCUUUCACGCAAUUCCCUAGAGAUUGUGCAGCUAUAUCCGUUCCUACUGCAGUCAAUAUAGCUGAUGUCGAUCUUGCAUCCUCUUAUCACGGUGUUUCUGGUAACCCUUCACCAAUGGAUGUUCCUCUAUUGAAAAAGCUCCUGGGUGUUGUAAAGAAAGAAUCAUUGCUGCAAUUGCCCGCUUCUCUUUACCAUACUCUUCUUGCUCGACAAGCACAUGAUGUCAUCAAUUCGAUGCUCAUUGAUACCAAGUGUUUUGAGUUCCUUAGCUAUAUAUUCAAUCAGUUUUCAAAGUUGUGGCUGAGCAUGAAAGACCAAACCAAAGAGAGACAAGAGGAUGAGGCUCAUAACUACAAAUUUAAGACUCGUCAAUUCAAGAUUGAAGACAUUUUGGAAGUCGAUGUAUCAUCUCUCAGGAAUUCUUUUACGGAUGAGACAUUAUCUAUGGAGUGGCAGGAGUUGUUGAAAGAGGAGGAAUCCACAGAAUGGGCACUUCCGAAGGAGACUGAAAAUCUUGAGGAAGAAUGGAACCUGAUUCAGGAUUCCGUUAAGAAAAUGGUCUACGUGCAUAAUCAGUUCUUUGGUUCAAGUGAUCUUGUUGAGCGACCUGGAGUAGUGCAGAUCUCUGAUGCCGAAAAGCUAUCUUCCUUCCUCGAUUCUUAUAAGCUGGGAAUGGUGAUGGUUAAAGAACUAAAGGGUAUACUGGCCUCCAGCAUGGAUGAAAACCUUAUGCCAGAACACUUGCUCCAUUUGUGCUUGGACAGUGAAGCAAAAUUUGGAUGCUCUCAGCCUACUGCUUACAAUUUUUACAAGGAUUCUAAUGCUGCUUCUAUGGCAAGCAUGGUCGAGCCCCUCAGAAAUCUUCAGCAAAGGGUUUUGUCUCUUUUGAAUGAGUGGCCGGAUCAUCCAGGGCUUCAAAAGAUAUUGGAUGUUACUGAGAUGUUGUUGGCUAUACCACUGAAUACUCCUCUGGCUAAGUCCCUUGCAGCAUUACAAUUUUUACUCAGUAAUGGCCAGAUGUUGGAGGAGAACGCACCAAAAUUCUCGCUCUCCAUUCAACUCCAGCCAAUUCGUUCAGUGGCAUCUUCAUGGCAGAAGAUGGAGCUUGAUUCUUGGCCAGCUUUGCUUGAUGCAGUUCAGGAACAGUAUGAGAUGAAUUCUGGAAAGUUAUGGAUUCCAUUAUACUGUGUUCUUCAUCGUGUCCAAACAUCCGAUGCUUCUGUAGAUAGUCUAUCUACAAUUCAUAGCUUAGAAGAACUUAUACAGACUUCAAGCGUUGGGGAAUUUAAGAUGCGCCUUCAGCUUCUUCUUGCUUUCCAUGGCCAGAUUGAUUGUGGUAUUCACUUGAAGUUAGAUCCAAGUCCUUUGUUGUCGGAAAAUCUGAAGAUUUUGUACAACGUAUUCGGCUAUUAUAUGCAAUUCUUGCCAUUGGUUAAUGAACACUUAGAAACUCAUAGAAAAAACAUUGUGGGUCAGUUGAAAGAACAUUUGAAGCUUUGUAAAUGGGAGCAUGUAUCAAUAGAGACCUCCAAAAGAAUUCGCCUGAAAACCAAGAGGAUAAUCCAGAAAUUCAAUAUUUUGCUGCAACAACCAGUAAUGGUUAUCAUUAACCAGGAAGUAACUAGGAAAGGGAUCACAAUUCCAUCUAUGUCUGGACCGAAUAACUCAAACACAAACUCUGAUACCAGUGUGGGAAUGGUGGUGCCAGUUUCCAUGGACAUGGAACUGUUCAAUUUCGAAAAAAGGCUAGACGAAUGGGGAGAAGAAGUUCGUUCUGCUUUUAAAAGCUUGUAUCCGGGAAAAACACUUGGGUUUAUUGUAGACCGAGAACAAGCGAAGAAUUUAUGGCUAUCACUAGAAAAUAUUUGCGAAACUGCAACAGCUUGUGCAGAUCUCUGGAAGGAUGAAACCAAGAAUUUUGGAAAGAGGAGGGCACUUUCUGAUUUUCUUAAGUUAUUAGAGAAUUGUGGGCUAUCUCGGCGCAAGUCUGUUUUGUCUGAGGAUGCUGAGCUCAAUGCUAACCAGCCAAAUAGCUGGUCUCUCCAGCCAUCAUAUGAUGUUGCGCACUUGCUCUCAAAUUUAGCUUCUGAAUCAAAUUGGGAAACAGCAAACAAAUACUACUACAAAAGCUUGUCAAUGGUGCAGCUUGUACGUCAAAUUUGUUUAAAUUUCCACAAGGAUUUCAGCCUAGAGCAGGUUGGAAGAUCAGCCUCUUUCCUAGAUCACCUCAUCAUGAUUCAACAGGAACAGCGAUUUGUUGCUUAUGAUUUUGCUGAGCGUUUGAAACAGUUGAGAAAAUGUACAGCUUCCUUGAAUGAUUUACACAAGGAUCAUCACAAUGUUGUUUCUGAUGAAGUUAGUGAGUGUUCCCUUGCCCUUUACCAGAAUGCCACUUACAAGUGCAUGUGGCAACAAAAGCAUUUAUUUGAUAGUCUGUACACAAUGUCACAUGAAUCGUCUCUGUUGUUGAGAAAAGUUGAGGACUCCCAUUUGAAUGGUUGCUCAAUUGUCAAGGUUGAAUCCCACAAGAUUCUUGUUGUCAUUGAGAGGUUUAUGUCAGGUUUUAAGCAAUCAAAGGAAUCAUUGGACCAGUAUCUUCUCAGUGGUAAUCGGACAGUGACGACACCAGAAUCUUGCGACACUCCCUUUAUAGUCUCGAAACAGAUGGAGCAGUUGGUUUUGCAAAAUUUUAAAGAAUUAAAUGAUGUUCAGAAGGAUAUACAGGUUCUAAAGGAGCAAGAUGGUGGUAGAAAGUCUGUUACACAGACGCUACUUGGGCGUUUUGAAGAUGUUCUUAACAAGGGCAAUUUGAUAAUGGAGGAAUAUCAUUCCUGUGUAGAUCCUGAGAACCAGUUGAUGUGUAUCGAUGAUGGUGGUUCUUUGGAGGCUAUUACCAAUCUUGAAUCUGCAUUUGCUGAGUCUGUCAAGAGAACUUUGGAGCUGAUUAAUGAGGCAGUUCAGAAGCUAGGUUCAGUUAGCGGUUCUAUUCUCUCUGAAGACUCGCCACAUGGAAACAUCACUUUGUGGAGAGUUUUGUUCGAGUCAUCCAUGGUGAAUCUACGAUUGGAUCUUAUAUGCGAAAAGCUUGGUGAAACGAUCAAACUUGGUGCUGAACUUAUAGACAAUGCUGGGGAGAAAAAGCCAAGUGUAUGCUCUCAAGUGCAGGCAAAUCUAAGGCAGUUUCAUGUGUUGAUUAAUCUACUCCUGAUGUUUGGUGAUGGAAUUUUACUCGAGUUCUUAGCCAUGCACCAAACAGUGGCAGAAAUGACUCACAUGCUAGCAAACGUGUUUGCUUCCCUAUAUUCUAAAGGGUUUGGUAUUCCACCUGGAGGAGAAGAUGAAAGUGGAUAUCAAUCUAAAGAGACACCUGGAAUUGGUUUGGGUGACGGUGAAGGUGAGAAGGAUGUGAGUGCAGAAAUAACCGAUGAAGAUCAAGUUCGAGGGACUCAAAACAAGGAUGAGGGACAAGAUAACUCGAAGGAUCUCCAGAAUAACAAUGACAAAGGGAUAGAGAUGCAAGAUGAUUUCAAGGGGGAUACCUGUGACGUUGAACCGGACUCUGAAGAAGAUGACAAAGAGGAUGACAAUGACGAAGAAGAAGAACCUGACAAGUCCAUGGGAGAUAUUGGAGAUAGUGGUGAAGUAGCUGAUGAAACUCUUGGGGAUAUAGAUGAUGAAGGUAAUCAAGAUAACAAACAAGAAAAGUAUGAAACUGGAUCACCUGUGAAAGAUCCAGAUUCAAGUACCAGGGAAUUAAGAGCCAAGGAAGAUAAUGCUGCUGCAGAUGACACCAAGAAUACGAAUGGUGAGGAGUCUGAUAAGCAGAAGAAUGACGGCGAAGAUGGAAAUGAUGAUCCCGAAGAAGGUGGUGAUACGGAGGAUCCCGUGGUGGAUAAAGACGAUUUAUAUGAUGAAUCCUCGGGAAUAGAUCCCACUAGUGAGAAGGAGAAUCAAGAGCCUGAGGAAGAUAUGAACCUGGAUGGACCGAAUGUUUCUGAUCCCGUGGAACCUGAUGGAGAGAAUGAUGAGAGUGGAGAGGAUGUGAGUGGUGAAGAUGGAAAAGGGAAUCCAGUCGAUGAAGAAGAUGUCAUGGAGGAAGAAACUGAAGAAGGGAGUAAAAAAGUAGAGACUGAUGAUAUGGAUGUUGAUGGAAGCCCAGAAAACGAUGUAACUGCACCAAGUAAACCUUCUGUCGGACAAACAAUGCCUGAUAUCAAUAAGGAUCAUGUGCCCAAUAACGAUUCUGCAACACGAAUUAAUGGAAACGCACAGGCAUUGGAUUCAAGCAAUGCUGCGCCGGAAGAGCAGUGGGCUAACAGUAGUGAUAUGCAGAAUGGUCUUGCUCCUUCAAGAAGUAUGCCUUCUAGUAAUGAUGCUCCACAGAUGGAGAUUACAGUGCCUGAUUCAACAGAUGAUGGGAAGUUAACAGAUGAUCAACCAAAUCCUCAGUCAAAGACGAAUGAACCUGAUAAGUCAUCUGCUCAAAGAACAAAUCCAAACCCCUACCGCAGUGUUGCGGAUACAAUGGAAGAUUGGAAAGAAAGAGUGAAGGUAUCUGUUGAUUCAGAGGAGAAGGAUGGAAAAGAGGGGACUGAUGAUAAGGAGGCUCAUAAUGCUGACGAAUAUGGAUUUGUUUCUGAGCCGGAAAGAGGAACUUCUGAGGCAUUAGGACCAGCUACUUCUGAUCAGAUGGACAAGAAUAUCAAGGGGAAUGAACCCGAGGGAGGUGAAGUUGAAGAUCAUACUAAAGAGAACACAAGCGAAAAAAUGGAGGUUGAGGAACAGGAAUCGCAGAUACAGCCUGUUCAAAAUUAUAGUGGUUCCACGCCUAAACAGAAAAUCGAUGAGAGAAAAGAAAAACCAAUGCUUGUCAGUGAUGUGGCUGAGGAGGUUGGAUCACCUAAACGUGAUGAUGGUGAUCGUAGUAAUAUGCCAAUGGAUUUGGUCUCCAUUAAUAGGUCUUAUAAUGAUGACAGCUUGCCGCAAAUCAGUAACCUAAGAGUUGAUGAUGAUGAAGACUUGGGAAAAGCGAAGGCCCUUGAUGACGUAUCUGGUGAUACAAGGGAGAACGCCUCUAAACUGUGGAGGGAAUAUGAGCUAAGCACGACAAGGCUUUCACAGGAGUUGGCUGAGCAACUACGUUUAGUCAUGGAACCUACUGUAGCCAGCAAGCUCCAAGGAGACUACAAGACUGGAAAGCGGAUUAACAUGAAGAAGGUAAUUCCGUACAUAGCAAGCCAUUACCGAAAAGAUAAGAUCUGGUUAAGGCGCACACGGCCCAACAAGCGUGAUUACCAAGUGAUAAUUGCAGUUGAUGACUCCAGGAGUAUGGCCGAGAGCAAUUGUGGUAAUGCUGCAAUUGAAGCUUUGGUUACAGUAUGCCGUGCCAUGUCACAACUUGAUGUGGGGCAGUUGGCUGUUGCAAGCUUUGGCAAGAUGGGCAACAUAAAGCUACUCCACGACUUUGAUCAGCCAUUUACUGGAGAAAGUGGUAUCCAGAUGAUUUCGAACUUGACGUUCAAGCAAGAAAACACCUUUAAAGAUGGACCAGUUGUCGAUCUUUUGAAGUUCUUGAACAACAAGCUGGAUGCAGCGGUGGCUAAUUCCCGACUCCCAUCUGGUCAGAACUCUCUCCAACAACUCAUCUUAAUCAUAUCGGAUGGUCGAUUAAGUGAACAGGAGACACUAAAGCGGCGUGUACGAGAUAUCUUGAACAAGAAAAGAAUGGUUGCCUUUUUGAUAAUCGACAGCGCAGAAGAAUCCAUUUUCGACUCCACUGCAGCUUCAUUUGAUAAGGAAAUGAACUGCACUAUCACAAAGUAUCUGGAUUUGUUCCCCUUCCCAUUCUACAUUGUUUUGGAGAACAUGGCAGCCCUUCCCAGUACUCUUGCUGAUCUGAUUAGACAGUGGUUCGAACUUAUGCAAAAUACGAGGGAUUAGACGUGCCUUCAAUAUUUUUUGGCGUAGAUGCAUGGAUUAGACGUGCCUUCAAUAUUUUUUGGCGUAGAUGCAUCUGAUCGGCAUACACUUCUUUAUGCUGGAUUGGUAGUGAAGUUUUUGGUUGUAAAAUUACUAGUAAUUUACAUUUCAAGUCAGUGUAUAAUUGUACAGCCGCAAUUUGUACUCUGAUAAAUUUAUAUACAUAUAUAGAAGUUCUAUGCCAGUUCAAUAUCUUUA
Molecule: messenger RNA, 16601 nt
Organism: Papaver somniferum (opium poppy)
Lineage: Eukaryota; Viridiplantae; Streptophyta; Magnoliopsida; Ranunculales; Papaveraceae
Product: midasin-like
Exons: 52
Coding region: 240-16364 (5374 amino acids)
Biological process (GO): rRNA processing; ribosomal large subunit assembly
Cellular component (GO): nucleus; preribosome, large subunit precursor
Molecular function (GO): ATP hydrolysis activity; ATP binding
Source: RefSeq, a predicted model, not a curated record